Alosa alosa (allis shad) is the source of this 1373-nucleotide messenger RNA. RefSeq names its product rhodopsin-like. The record is from RefSeq and is a predicted model, not a curated record. Gene Ontology annotation, cellular component: photoreceptor outer segment; membrane. NCBI's taxonomy places the organism in Eukaryota, Metazoa, Chordata, Actinopteri, Clupeiformes, Clupeidae. The transcript has 5 exons. Gene Ontology annotation, biological process: visual perception; G protein-coupled receptor signaling pathway; phototransduction. Bases 297 to 1361 code for a protein of 354 amino acids. Gene Ontology annotation, molecular function: G protein-coupled receptor activity.
UGUGACCUCAAUCUGUGUUUGUGUGUGUGUGUGUGUGUACAUCCACUCUUGCUUACGCCCAUGGCUGCUAAUCCGCAGGGAGGGGGCCUUAUAAGAGACCCUCAGCGUCCCGGGGUGCAGAUCACACCUUUCUAGCUGUCCUCUCCUCUGCUCUCCUCUCGCUGUUCUCUCAUUUCAUCUGAGCUGUCUGGUCUGGAACACCUCCCUCUCUCUCUCUCCUCUCUCUCUCUCUCCGUCCCUCGUUCUCCUCUCUUUUUUCUCUCCAUCCCCCACUCCCUCUCUCGCUCUCGGCCACCAUGAACGGAACGGAAGGGCCCAACUUCUACGUGCCCAUGUCCAACCGGACUGGGGUGGUGCGCAGCCCCUUCGAGCACCCGCAGUACUAUCUGGCCGAGCCGUGGAAGUACUCGCUGCUGGCCGCCUACAUGAUCUUCCUCAUGAUUACCUCCUUCCCGGUCAACUUCCUCACACUCUACGUCACGGUCAAGCACAAGAAGCUGCGCACCCCGCUCAACUACAUCCUGCUCAACCUGGCCGUGGCGGACCUCUUCAUGGUGAUCGGCGGCUUCACCGUCACACUCUACACCGCGCUGCACGGCUACUUCGUACUGGGUGUCACCGGCUGCAACGUGGAGGGCUUCUUCGCCACUCUGGGUGGUGAAAUUGCCCUGUGGUCCCUGGUAGCGUUGGCCAUUGAGCGGUAUAUUGUAGUGUGCAAGCCUAUGACCACCUUUCGAUUUGGGGAGAAGCAUGCGAUUGUAGGCGUGGCCUUCACAUGGAUCAUGGCUCUCACCUGUGCUUUGCCCCCUCUGAUGGGCUGGUCCAGGUACAUUCCUGAGGGGAUGCAGUGCUCCUGUGGUAUAGACUACUACACUCCCAGGCCUGAGCUCCACAACACCUCGUUUGUCAUCUACAUGUUCCUCCUCCACUUCACCAUCCCUUUGAUCAUCAUCUUCUUCUGCUACAGCCGCCUGCUCUGCACCGUCCGUGCGGCUGCAGCCCAGCAACAGGAGUCCGAGUCCACUCAGCGGGCAGAGAAGGAAGUGACACGCAUGGUGAUCGUCAUGGUGAUAGCCUUCUUGGUGUGCUGGGUGCCUUAUGCCACUGUGGCCUGGUACAUCUUUGCCAAUCAGGGUGCGAACUUCGGACCCAUCGCUAUGACAGUCCCAGCAUUCUUUGCCAAGAGUGCCGCCCUGUACAAUCCAGUUAUCUACAUUCUCCUGAACAGACAGUUUAGAAACUGUAUGCUGAAGACUGUAUGCUGUGGGACGAACCCGUUCGGUGAGGAGGAAGUCACCACUACGGCCUCCUCUAAAACCCAGUCCUCCACCAUCUCCUCCAGCCAGGUGGGCCCUGCCUGAUCUCUGCCCCCC